GUCAGAAUGACAUUUUCUAGAACAAUUCAUUUCGCGGCUCCUCUAUAACCAUGUCUGAUCGUCUCUCGCAUUUUCUAGCAAGGAUACUUCGUCAUGAUGCUCGGCAAAAAGGCCUUGAAGUUUCACCCGAAGGAUAUGUGGACGUAGAAGAAAUAUUAAAUCUACAUGAAGUCAACACUUUUACCAAAGAAGAUGUACGCACUGUUGUACACAAAGAUAGAAAAGGGAGGUUCAAGCUACAAACGAUAUCUGGAGAAUUGAAAAUUAAAGCAACACAAGGACAUACCAUGAAGUUAAGUGCAAAUGACCUCACACCUAUCAACCACUACAGUGAAGCAAGAGUAGUUCUACAUGGUACUCGCAAGUGUAAUUGGGAAUCUAUCAAGGAAAAAGGUUUGUCCAGACAAAAGAGGACACAUAUCCAUUUCGCUCAAGGAGAACAUGGACAGAAAAGUGGUUUUCCUCCAUAUUGUGACAUUGCCAUCGAGAUAGACCUGAGGAGGGCAUUAGAUGACGGAAUUAAAUUUUAUAAAUCAGAAAAUGAGGUCAUACUUAGUCCCGGAAACGCAUCGGGCUGCAUCCCAAAGAAAUAUUUUAAGAAAGCUUACCAUAUUCGCACCCGAGACGAUCUUUCACUGGAAUAGAUUGAAAAUCAUAAUGCAGCUGGCCUUUCUUGAAGUGGAUAAACAUACAUGAACACACUCUGUACAAUGACAUUGCCUUUGUGUCUAGUCAUUGUAAUGCAUGUUAGGCCGUCAUUUCAAUUGUUUGGUUUACCGUAAUAUUUUGUUUUAUUAAUCCCAGAACAUUUUAUGAUGCAGUGCAGCUAGUCUUAGAAAUAUCACUUUCCCAGUCUGUCAUACAGAUUUUGGCAGUGGUUAACAUCUUUGUAUCUAAGCAGUAUUUUUUCUGUCUGGACUGUUAUGGUAGGUGCUGGUAAUUCCUGGUUUUGUAUUAUCAAAUCCUGACCUGUUGUUACGUACGUAUAAGUUGAGACUUUCAAGUAAAACCAACCAUUUGGAACUUUAAAAUAACUUCUCAUCCGUUAUCCCGAAAACAAAUGGUUACAAAAAUUCCACCUACUUUCCCAAAUACGAACCCUCACAUUUCAAAGCAUCAUCUGAACUAGAUCUGACAAAAAGGCCAAAAAGGACACUAUCACAAAGAACUAGCGAAAGGAAUCCUCAAGGACGUGGAUAGAUAGUUAGCAGACAAGAAAUCAACAGAUAGCGACAGACCGACUCUUCAACUGUCAGAUAAAUUUGUUUUCCUUGCUUAUUCGUAACACUGGAUAGGUCCCUAUUACAGGAAGCACAUGAGUAUUACAUGGGGUCGCGUGGAUGGCGGCCGAUUAACAAAAGUCUUAGAGUUAAUUCCUGAGAACGAGACCGAAAGUAUGAACAAGCGUCAUUGAAUCAGAGCACUGCAGUAAUGACCUCCGACACUGACCAAAACGAUCCAUAGUCAAACAAACAUCAAAAUGACCAAAGACGUCAGAGAUAAGUCAGAUAAGCUAGUGGAUGUUGUCGAGUCAAAUUUUCGCUCAAAAACUGUUAAAUGUUUGUAGGCGAGUGUAUGGGAAAGUAGACAGGUUAUAACAACGAUAACAAAAAUAGGCUUAAUGUGUUACUGGAAUCAAAAGUGAUAUAAAAAGUUUUGUUUUUCACCCAAACAUAGACGAAUGUAAACCAAAUUUCUAAUUUGGUUCUGGUAUAAGUUGAACACCCUGUGAUAUAAUGAUAAAAUAAAUUAAUGGUUAAAUCGUUAAAAAAAAAAAAAAAACCCGAAAAAUAUAAUUAAUUUACAAAAGAGUGACUGGAGAGAGUUAUCAAAAUCAUGGCUGACAAUGCAUCAUAUAAAUGUUUUGUCCUAAGACUCGUAAGUGAGCAUAACUUUAGCAACUCAGGAGGCGAGUGGGGAAAUUCAAAAUCUUGAUUGGGAGGUAUGCUAGCCAGAUAUUUCAUUAAAUUUCGCAAUUUUCAUAUAUCUAUCUGUUAAUAUACCUCCGUAUUCAAUACCAUUCUUUAGGAUUGCAGGAUGUCGUCACAGCCGAUGGAAUUUAGUCCAGUGGAAUAGUGACAUGGUUACUAUAUAAACCUGUACGUAAGAUUGUUCAAAUUAUACAAUAUUAAAAAUAAAAUAUGAUAUUUUUUUCCAAUUUUUGGGAUUAAAUCUGCAUUUUGACAUUUCGACAAAUUUUGAUCUUCCCUAUUCGCCAUCUAGGUUUUAAGACUGAUAUCGCUGAUGAAUCUAUUAACGUGCUUGUCUCUCUGCCUUCCAUUUAACUGUACUGAGAUCAUACUGGUAAAUGGUUGAUUAAUUUCAAUUUUUAUAUACGCAUUUUUAUCAUUUCUGAUUGCAAAACGCUUAUUCUUGUAAUUUCAAAAUAAUUGAGUAAAUCUUAUUAAUACAUUCAAAGGUAGACAUAAGAGUUUAGAAUUGUAGCCAAGUAGACUAUGAUUAAGUUCCUGUUGUCUGGCUGUUCUUGUACUUUACUAACAAAUUAAACCUUUUGAUAAUCGUCCCGUUUGUAUACUUUUUUGAGGGUUGUUUUUUCUCCAGAUUAUGCCUUCUUAUUUCUUAUAACAAAAAGAUCCCCUACACAAUCCCAUCCGGGCCAACAAGAGUGAAUUAUAUAAGCUGAAAGCUUGUUUCGCGAUUGUUGUAAAAUAAAUAAAGUUUAUUGAUUUAAUUUGGGCUCAGAAUAUAUACAAAAGAAAGAUAUACACCAGACAACUGAAAACAAACCUGUACAAGAAGGGAAAAGACAAUGUGUUACAACAUAUACCUAUACAUAAAGAUGAUAAAGAUUGUUGAGGUCGUCAUUGAAAAAGAAGACGCUUACUCUUCCGGAACACCUGGUCUUUUUUCAGGAGUCACCGUGUAAAUCUUUCUUUUGUUCAUAUGUUUCAAUAGUUUUAUUGAAACUGAGUUUGUAUUAUGAUUUUGUUGACAUGUUGGUACAUUUUUGUAUUUUCCUGUUUUUGUUUUCACAUAUCCAGACGUUAAUCAGCAAUAAUACGGUGCUUAGAAACAUCGUCAUAAUUGAAUUAUUUAUAUUAAUUUAUUCUAAAUAAAACAUAUACAUACUUUUAUUGAUAAAA
Messenger RNA from Ylistrum balloti, 3104 nucleotides. RefSeq names its product tRNA 2'-phosphotransferase 1-like. Gene Ontology annotation, biological process: tRNA splicing, via endonucleolytic cleavage and ligation. Bases 51 to 644 code for a protein of 197 amino acids. The transcript is spliced from 7 exons. Gene Ontology annotation, molecular function: tRNA 2'-phosphotransferase activity. The record is from RefSeq and is a predicted model, not a curated record. NCBI's taxonomy places the organism in Eukaryota, Metazoa, Mollusca, Bivalvia, Pectinida, Pectinidae.